UAACAAUCUCAUCAACAACAUUCCACCACCAAUCGGGAACCUCUCGUCUCUUGUUUCUCUCAGCUUACAUUUUAAUAUUUUAGAAGGAAGCAUUCCAAAUGAGUUAGGCCAUCUAAUGAAGUUACAAUAUCUUCAGCUCUCCUCAAAUAAACUGUCGGGAGCCAUUCCUCCGGAUUUGAAGAACUUGAAAAGUAUUAAACUGCUAGAACUUUCUCAUAAUAACUUGUCUGGGCAUAUUCCAGUUGCUCUAGAGAAAUUUCCGAUCCUGGAAUACUUGGAUUUGUCAUCCAAUGAUCUUGAUGGUGAAGUUCCACAGCAAGGGAUUUUCAAAAAUUCCAGUGCAUUUUCAAUUCUUGGAAACAAGAGGCUUUGUGGGGGUAUCCCACAAUUACAGCUGCCUGCGUGCCUGAAGAAAGAUUCUAAGAAACAUGGAAGGUCUAUUUCUCUUACAGUAAUAUUCUCAGUGAUCGGUGCAGUUUUAGGUUUGAUUCUUUUAUCAUCUAUCUUUGUUACUCUUUAUCGGGCGAGAAGAAAGGCCAGCAAGAACCCUUUGCCUGCAUCUUUCCUAGAGAGUAAAUACUUAAAUGUUUCUUACAAGGAUCUCUUUAAAGCAACUGGCGAGUUCUCUUCAGAUAAUUUGAUUGGCGAGGGAAGUUAUGGUUCUGUAUAUAAAGGAAUUCUAGAUCGAGAUGAAACACUUGUUGCAGUGAAAGUUCUCAAUCUUCAUCAACGAGGAGCUUCAAGGAGUUUCCUUGCUGAAUGUGAAGCCUUGAGAAAUAUCCGGCACCGGAAUCUAGUUAAAAUCAUAACUGCUUGCUCAAGCAUCGAUUUUAAAGGCGAUGAUUUCAAAGCUCUAUUGUUUGAGUACAUGCCUAAUGGGAGUCUAGAGAAAUGGUUGCAUCCAAAUGUACAUGGGCAAUAUGAAAUGCGGAGCUUGAACGUUAUUCAAAGAUUAGAUAUAGCCAUUGAUGUCGCCUCUGCAUUGGAGUAUCUUCAUCACCAUUGCGGGACACCGGUCGUUCAUCGCGAUCUAAAACCAAGCAAUGUUCUACUGGACAAUGACAUGUGCGCCCAUGUGGGCGAUUUUGGAUUAGCAAGGUUCCUUUCUAAUGCUGCCAGUAAUACCUCUCAAGAUCAAACCAGCACAACUGGUAUCAGGGGAUCUGUUGGCUAUAUUCCUCCAGAGUAUGGAAUGGGCGGAAAGGCGUCUACAAAUGGAGAUGUCUACAGUUAUGGUAUCCUUCUUUUAGAGAUGUUCACAGGAAAAAUACCAACCGAUGACAUGUUUAAAGACGAUCUAAGCCUCCAUCAAUUUGUUAAGAUGGCUUUACCUGAUCAGGUGAUGGAGAUUGUAGACCCGCGACUGCUCGAAGACGUUCAAGCACUGAACAAUGGAGAACGACAACGCAUUGCAAGGACUAAAAUGAGAGAGUUUUUGUCUUCUGUGGCCAAAAUUGGCAUCACUUGUUCUGUAGAAUCUCCAAACGAGCGGAUGCAAAUGAGAGAGAUUGUCAAAGAAAUGCAUGCAAUAAGGGACUUGUAUCUUGGGGAUGGAAUUCACCCAGAUCAGCAAAAUAGGGAACGAUUGUUGGGCGACAGUUCAUCGUAUCUUAGUCAUUAUUAACAAGUUGUGGCUAGU
This is a messenger RNA of Magnolia sinica, 1639 nucleotides long. RefSeq names its product probable LRR receptor-like serine/threonine-protein kinase At3g47570. The transcript has 3 exons. Gene Ontology annotation, biological process: protein phosphorylation. The record is from RefSeq and is a predicted model, not a curated record. The coding region runs from base 116 to 1624 and encodes 502 amino acids. NCBI's taxonomy places the organism in Eukaryota, Viridiplantae, Streptophyta, Magnoliopsida, Magnoliales, Magnoliaceae. Gene Ontology annotation, molecular function: protein kinase activity; ATP binding; protein binding.